Molecule: messenger RNA, 828 nt
Organism: Cygnus atratus (black swan)
Lineage: Eukaryota; Metazoa; Chordata; Aves; Anseriformes; Anatidae
Gene: SPP2
Product: secreted phosphoprotein 2
Exons: 9
Coding region: 121-753 (210 amino acids)
Biological process (GO): bone remodeling
Cellular component (GO): extracellular region
Source: RefSeq, a predicted model, not a curated record
CUGGCCUGCCCUUUUCCCAGAGCUGGCCCGAGUGACUCCCAAAGCACUGCAGGCUUUUGCAGCCUGGCUGCUCACCUUCCAGGCCAUCUGCCUCUUCUGUACAGAGAUGGCUGCACACAGAUGGAGAAUGAGUCACAGCCUCUUCCCUGGUGGAAGCUGCUCUGGCCCAAAGCCAGCACAGAACUGAGAUGCAGAGACCAUGCACCUAGGAGAGUCCUCUGUAUGGCACCACUUGAUCUUGAUGUGUCCCUGGCCUCAGGGUUUCCAGUGUACGAUUAUGAACUCCCUGUCACAGAAGAGGCUCUCAAUGCAUCCAUCGCAAGGAUCAAUUCUCAGUCAUGGGGGCCAAACCUGUAUGGAGUUGUCAGGAGCCACGUUAGAAGUGUUGAUAUGUGGAACAGCAAUGAUUAUAGACUAGAGCUGCAGCUCAGCAUUCGUGAAACCGUGUGCACGAAAGCUUCAGGAAGAGACCCGUUCACAUGUGACUUCAAAAUAGGGCCCUUUGUGCGAACUGCUUUCUGCAGAAGUGUUGUGGAAGUCUCCGGUGAGCUGAUUGGGAAUGUCGCUGUGCAGUGCCAUCAGGGCACAUCCAGCUCUGAAUCAAUGAGCAGCGAGGAGAUGAUGUUUAUGCAGAUAAUGAACCGUGGCAAGUGGGGCAGCAGUCGCAGAGAAGCCUUCUCUUCAAGAGGAAGAGGCAGCAUCCAUGGAGACUGGCAUAAACCCAACCGUUUCAGCUCUGGCAAGAUUGAAUAAUACAGUUCAGGACCUGUUGUUGACAGGAAAAGCUAGACAAGUUCAGGAAAAUCUAUUCUGUAAUGAAGUGAGUCU